GACUUCCGUCGUCCAAUCAAUUAACAGCAUGCUGGGUCACAUGACUCGCCGUUGAGCGCCUUCGUUCUGCUGUGAAGGGACGUAACCGCGCGUCCUGCGGGAGAAACUCCUAAACUUACGCAUCGCGCUGUCAGCGUCGCGUUUUCUCCCGUCCCAGCGCGUCAGAUAAGCGCCGCUCGGCCGCUCGAGCUCGGGGAGAGCCCCGCGAAAGCGAUCGAUUAUGCCGGUCCGUACCGACUGCUGUCAGGGCUCGCCGCUGGCCUGCUUGGCCUCGGCCUCUCUCGUUCCGCCCCCGCCGAUCAAUACCCAGCAGCCCGGCGUCAACACCUCUCUGCUCUACAGCGGCUCCCAGUUCCGCGGGUACCAGAAGAGCAAAGGAAACUCGUACGACGUCGAGGUGGUCCUGCAGCACGUGACCAUGGAGGACUCAGACCUGUGUGGAUACCUCAAGAUCAAAGGUCUGACCGAGGAAUAUCCCACGCUUACUACAUUCUUCGCUGGGGAGAUCAUAAGCAAGAAACGGCCUUUUUUAACCAGGAAAUGGGACGCCGAUGAGGACGUUGACCGAAAGCACUGGGGGAAGUUUCAAGCCUUUUAUCAGUACGCAAAAAGUUUUAAUUCGGAUGAUUUCGACUAUGAGGAGCUAAAGAACAGUGACUACGUUUUCAUGCGGUGGAAGGAGCAGUUCCUAGUUCCAGAUCACACAAUCAAAGACAUCAGCGGUGCUUCCUUCGCAGGCUUCUACUACAUCUGUUUCCAGAAGUCUACAGCCACCAUAGAGGGCUACUACUACCACAGAAGCUCCGAAUGGUAUCAGUCUUUGAACCUCACGCACGUCCCCGAACACAGCGCACCCAUCUACGAGUUCCGGUGACACCGAAGUCCUGGAGGUGAAUCUACAGAGGAAACGGACACGAGAUGAGAGGAACUGUCUUAACGAUUACGCCCCCAGGACUCGGCUGUCCUCUCCCCUCAGCGAAAGAACAAACGGAGGUACGGACGAUGGAGGAAGGGACUCUUUCGGGAGACUCUCUGCACAAGCCGAUCAAGCGAGCGGGAUUCGGGGAUACGCAGCAGUGUUAGCGUUUCGUUUUUAUCCUUUUAUGUUUUCAACGCCUCUGUCCUCCGAUCAUCUCAGAAAACUAUUUAUAUCCUUAAAGUUUGGGGAUUGAAAUCAGUUUUUCUUUGCCCUGGAUGGAAGAGCCAAUGGUGAUGUUUUUCUCGUUGUUUUUUUUUUUUUUUUUUUUUUUUUCUCGCUUUUUGAUAAAAAAAAAAAAAAAAAAAAGCAUGGCCAAUCUAGAAGUUUUGAAAUUGGUUUUAAUUUAUUUUUAAUCAUUCUGUAUGAAAAGACCGAGCGGGACGCUGGAACGUCUUUUGAAGACGUGUCAAAGAUACGACGGAUGUGGAGAGUCUCUGUUGUCUGUGGCUCGCUUGGCCCUCAGACGGUGUUUUUUUUUUUUAUUAACGUAAGGUGUAUCAUCAAAAGACGUAUAUAGCAGCUGGGUCCUUCGCUUCUACGUGUGAUAUAUUUUUAUUAUGAAAUGGAGUCAGGUGUUUUGGAAAGAGGUGUGUG
Messenger RNA from Puntigrus tetrazona (Sumatra barb), 1573 nucleotides. Its product is annotated as glucose-induced degradation protein 4 homolog. The transcript is spliced from 6 exons. Gene Ontology annotation, cellular component: extrinsic component of membrane; GID complex. NCBI's taxonomy places the organism in Eukaryota, Metazoa, Chordata, Actinopteri, Cypriniformes, Cyprinidae. Bases 221 to 874 code for a protein of 217 amino acids. Gene Ontology annotation, biological process: negative regulation of gluconeogenesis; protein catabolic process in the vacuole; protein targeting to vacuole. The record is from RefSeq and is a predicted model, not a curated record.